Messenger RNA from Melitaea cinxia (Glanville fritillary), 2657 nucleotides. RefSeq names its product putative leucine-rich repeat-containing protein DDB_G0290503. The record is from RefSeq and is a predicted model, not a curated record. Lineage: Eukaryota; Metazoa; Arthropoda; Insecta; Lepidoptera; Nymphalidae. The transcript is spliced from 14 exons. Bases 186 to 2225 code for a protein of 679 amino acids.
UAACGAAAUUAUAGUAACAAUUUGCAAUCGGAUAUUAAUAUAGUACGAAAAAAAAAGUUAUAUAAUUUCGCGCCAUUUUGUUUUUCGAAGAACAAAUUCAGUUGUAACUUGUAGAAAGUUAAUACCUGCAUAAUUGUUUAAUAAUAAUAAACGUUAAAAUUUUUGAAUUUCUUCAAUACAACAUCAUGGAGAUUGGAAAUAUAGGCAAAGUUGCAAACAGAAAAAGAAUGAAUGUAGAGGUAGAACAACUUCGCGAAAAAGUUUCCAGAGAAACUACGAAGAUUAUAAAAUUAAAGGUAGCUCAAGAUACGGCAUACUGGGACUUAAAAGAGAAGUUGCAACAAGUUGAAGGCAACCAUGAGCGGUUGCAACAGAAUAUGGUCGAAGUCCAGAUGCAGCACGAGACCAUUUCCGGGCAGUACCAGGACGAACUCAGACUUCGCCCCGACACUCUGAACAAGUUGACCAGUACUCGAGAGAUUUGCGAAGUCUUGGAAGAUUACAGUGAGCGUCUGAAAGAGACGUUAUCGCGUUGCAAGGCUGACCAAGCGGUUCUUUGUGAAGCUUACCAGAAGUCUGGUCAACUUGUUCGGGAAAUACAGGUGAAAAAAGUCCAGGAGGAUGAAAAAAAUCGUCAGGUUAUUAACGGACUUGAGGAUAAAGUAAAAAUGACAAGCGAACAUCAGAAGCAGUUGCUACACCUGUUGAAUUCGUCUAAACAACAGGCGGACUUCGACAUUGCCAAUCUCAGGCAGAAAUUGGAAACAAUCCAACAGCAAAAGGACGAUCUCGUGGAGAGUGUCAACGAGUUAAACAGGAAGCUGGAUUUGUGCAACUUCAAUAUUGAAAAGAAGGAUGAAACAAUUUCGAACCUACAAAGGGAUAUGAAGCAGCUGAUACAAGAGUUCAAUGCCCAGAGUUCGGAAGCAAAGAACACUCUCAUGAAGCAGGAAAAUGAACUUAAAGAAGCACUAGAAGCCAAUUCCUCUCUGAAGCGCUCCUUGGCCCAUCAGGAACAGUUCACUCAGAGCGUCUGCGAGCAAAAGAAUAACUUACAAGAGAAAAUCGCGGUCCUCGAAGAGGACCAACAGAACUCCCGAAAUGAGCUGGAGGGACUCAGAGCUAAGCUUGAGGAAGCUACAGCUGCAUUUGAGAAUCAAAAGAAAGACAUCGCUACAUUGAUUAACGAGAAGGAGCUCUUAUUGAAUGAUAUCAAAGACAAAGAACAGAUUGAAAAACUAAAUGAACAAGUACAACAAAUUAAUAACGAGAAAGAUGAAAUAAAAUCUGAACUCGAUAAAAAUGUCGAAGAGUCUAAAAUGAAAUCGGUCCGCAUCGGGGAACUUAGGAAUAAUAUUGAAGCUUUAGAAAAGAAUAUUGAAGAAAUUGAAAACACUCACAAGACAUUCAAAAUAAAAUCAGAAGAGAAAAUCAAAGAACUCUCAGAUAUAAUCGAAGCCAGAGAUAAAGAGUUAGACUCCAAAGCGUCGUCUAUCACACAACUGAUGUCGGAGCUAAAGACCAGUACAGACAUCAGGUCGAAGUUGGAGACCACCUUGCAGAAGGUCAGGAAAGAGAUUGAUAUAGAAAGAGAUGGAGUAAAGGAAAAGGAGAGGAAGAUGAAUGCCAAGAUCGAGCAGCUAGAAGCUGUUAUUAGGGAUAAGGAAGACGAACUAUCGAAGCAAAUGUCCAUAAUAUUGGAGAUGAGAAAUGAAAAGGAGCGUCUUCAGGACAAGAUCCAGGGUAUGCAGAAUAUGAUAGACAACAUCCAGAAGGAGCUUACGGGGCGUUCAGCGUCUGCGCCUCGUCUUCAGCCAGAACAAGAUGAUAACGCAGUCAUGCUCACUCCUGGGCCUAAGAAGAGCCAGCCUCCGAGUUCGCCAAUUAUCCAAAACUCACAGUUUGCGGUUCCACGAAAGGACCCCAAGUUGGAUUCCAUGUUCUUCAACUUGUUUAGUGACAGCAGCAUGGAAGGAGACACACUUGACGCAUCGGAAGUGAACCGUCGCUUCGCGGCGAUGUCCCGCGGCGAGCGCGUAUCCCCGAUGACACUGGGGUCGCUGAAGCGCCGUAGUGGCGUCCCUAUUCACCCUGCAAACAAGGUCAAGCCCUCGCAGGACUGUGACGCGAUAUCCCUUUCACAAGUUAAGAACGAUAUGAAAAAUAAGGAGCGAACUUUCUUCAAGAACAAGAGAGGGGAUAAUAAGAACAAGAAGAUUAAAUAAUUUGCUUUCGUAACUUUUUUCAAGCGUUGAUUGUUAAUCAAUUCCUUGUUUUGUUUCCAUUUAAUUAUUAAUAAAUGAAACGAAUAUAAUUUCAAUAAAAUUAAAGCAAUGUUUUCCUUAUUUCCAUGUUAACAAUAUUUUAUUGAAUUUUUAUUUUUUUAACAGUCACACCAACAUAAAUUGUACUUAAACAUAAUAGUAUAUCAGUUUCGUAUUUAUUGUUCGAUUUCGUAUCCGUAAGUAUAGAAUAUACAAGCUGCGUCCAGCGGCGCCAUCCGCGUUAAUUUGAGAAUAAAACAAAUGAAAAUAUUUUUAAACCGCGAGUUACACAAGCACGCGACGCGACGUGAUGUCGUUUCAUUUGAUUUAAGUAAGUCCAAAUUAAAUACUGUAAAACGCAAAGAUGAUAUUUUAAUAAAAUAGCCUAGUUGA